Molecule: messenger RNA, 366 nt
Organism: Striga asiatica
Lineage: Eukaryota; Viridiplantae; Streptophyta; Magnoliopsida; Lamiales; Orobanchaceae
Source: the annotation of a GenBank genome assembly
AUGUUCUAUUUCCAGGACAGAGUCCCUGCUGUCGAUCUUCAAGAUGAAAGCUCGGGACUAAAAACUCGAGGGGUAUCGCCUCGCCCGAUGGUUGGCAUAGAACAAGGGUUGGUCGAGGUGGUUCCCUUGGUCAAUCAGACCUUGUCUAGUGCAGGCCAAUCGAUCCCCAUGGUCGAAAAGGAGGCCUGCGUCCUUCUGGAAAAGGUCAACCAGCUCUCUCAUCGUCGCCACGAGCUUCGUGAGAUGCUGAAGGACCAAAAACUUACGGAGAGAAAAAAAGCUCUCGAGGGUCCGCUCGAGGCGGACAAGGCUGCUCGAAAUGUGAAAAAUAAGAUUGUAUUUGCAAUUCUACCUUUAAAAAAUUAA